AUGGACAAUUUAUGGCAGCGCCGGUCGAACUCCAGCAAGCUUGCCCUCUCCACAUCCAACUCAAACAGCGCCAACAAAGAGAACACAAAGUCUGAGAAUUCUCGUCCAUACCAACCUGCGAAGCGCUUUGGCGGCGGGGAAGGGUCUUUUAGCAGCAAAUCCAAUCCAUUUAAUGGCAUUGCUCCCUUAACAACCACGAAUGCUGCUUCGCCUACAAGUGGUGCCUCAUCAGCUUUUGGUCUUGGAUCUGGGGCUUUUGCAUCAUUUGGAUCUUCUGCGAAGACACCAAGGACUCCAGGGACUUCUCUUGACUUCGGCAACUCCACACCUUCGACUGCCGCUGGCGAGAAGCGGGAGAAGGAGAAAGACAGCGUUGGGUCAGAUGUCAAGACGAACCCCUCAGCAUUAUCUUUGAACAACAAGUCAUCCACUACACCUUCAGAGCACUCUCUUAAGUCCACUUGGAUCGUAUGGUACCGACCUCCAACGUCUAAAUACUCCGACUACGAAAAAUCGACUAUACCUCUCGCAUACUUCUCUUCUGUCGAGGCAUUCUGGACAGUUUACACUCACCUCAAGCGACCAUCAACUUUACCCUCAGUCUCCGACUAUCACAUCUUCAAGAAGGGCAUUAGGCCAGUAUGGGAGGACGACGAAAAUAAGAGAGGAGGCAAAUGGAUCAUCAGGCUGAAGAAAGGUGUCUCGGACAGAUACUGGGAGGAUUUGCUUCUGGCAAUUGUGGGCGACCAAUUCGCUGAGGCUGGUGAGGAGGUCUGCGGUGCUGUGUUGAGUGUAAGAAGCGGCGAGGAUGUGCUGAGUGUCUGGACGAGGAUCGAUGGUGGGCGUAAUAUCAAGAUUCGUGAGACGAUCAAGCGCCUCCUCGCUUUCCCCGCAGACACCAGCAUCGUCUGGAAAAGCCACGACGACAGCAUAGCCCAACGCUCAGCAAUCGAUCAAGCACGCCAUGAGAAGGGUACUGGCUCUGGACCACACCACGGCCAAGCCAAGAGGAGGGAGACCAUCAAUGAAGAUUCGGCUCCGGAGAAGCCAAGGGGAACAGCAGCAUGA
This is a messenger RNA of Letharia columbiana, 1068 nucleotides long. RefSeq lists its product as uncharacterized. Gene Ontology annotation, cellular component: eukaryotic translation initiation factor 4F complex; cytoplasm. Lineage: Eukaryota; Fungi; Ascomycota; Lecanoromycetes; Lecanorales; Parmeliaceae. Gene Ontology annotation, biological process: translational initiation. The record is from RefSeq and is a predicted model, not a curated record. Gene Ontology annotation, molecular function: translation initiation factor activity; RNA 7-methylguanosine cap binding. Bases 1 to 1068 code for a protein of 355 amino acids. The transcript is spliced from 3 exons.